Messenger RNA from Aphanomyces invadans, 1014 nucleotides. RefSeq lists its product as hypothetical. The record is from RefSeq and is a predicted model, not a curated record. Lineage: Eukaryota; Oomycota; Saprolegniomycetes; Saprolegniales; Verrucalvaceae. The transcript has a single exon. Bases 23 to 826 code for a protein of 267 amino acids. Gene Ontology annotation, cellular component: membrane.
CCGAAAUUGACAAACUGGCCCGAUGAGCCGAGUCCGCGCCGCGCUGAUCGCGCGAGUGAGCAUGCUUCUCCGCGUCCUGCAGGGAGGCAGUGGUGCGAUCAUCCUCGUGUGCAUCCUUAAUUCGUAUCGUGGCGUGGCUCUGGCCAACGAACCCCUCGGUUUCGAUUCGAAGGAGUACUUCCCCGCGACCACAUCACACUUUUUCCUGGCGAUUGCGGCGGCGUUCAGCAUCGCGUUCGGAGUGGUCCACGUCGUGUUUGAAGUCGUAUUGUCACGAAUCAAGAUGGAACCGCUCUUGGAACGGUGUGCCGAUGGGUUUCUUGCCGGUCUCUACUUCGUCGUCGCGUGCGUUCUGGCACCUGCUUUGGACUGUACUGCGUCGACGUACGUCAAGUGCAUAUACUAUCAAAUCGCAGUCGUGGUUGCGUUUCUCAAUGCCAUGCUGCACGUGAUCUCGAUUGUCUUUAACGCCCACAUCAAGUCCAUCUACCGAGGCAACCCCGAUGCCACGGAGAAUCUCGUGCCGCGCGGGCGAUACGGAGGCCAAGAGCCUGUCGUAUCGCACGAUGCGUCCACUGCAGUGCAUGCACCCCAACUCCCACAUCAAACGACGAAGAAGGUGUGUGUCGCCGAUCAGCAGUCCGACUUGGAUGCCCUCGAGGCUUUGCCACGGGGGCAAUUUGGGUCCGUGCGGCGCACAGAUCUGUCCGACCUCAUGGAAUGUCGCAACGAAUACGCGGCGGAAGAUGCCUACUUCCACAGCAGUCGCAGGGGCCUCGCAAAUGCGUCCUUUGCCAAGCCCAAGACUAAUCUAGACCACGUGUAGCAAACCAACACAAUGAAGCGAUUACUCGGUUGUACUGGGAAGAAAUGUGGGUCGCGACCCUGUCCCUGGCUAGACUGCAGCCACGCUGUCAGUGCCAACGACCGGGCUCGUGUAGGCCAGAGAUCGUAAUGGAAUCGCCAAAGAUAGACGAGGAACUGGUCCCCGAGAGCUGCCACUCGGUCGUCGAA